UGACUUCGUCGUGCGAAAUCAAUGCGGAGUGUCAAUUGGUGUUGAAAAACACAUAUGGACAUUGCAACUUCAAGGAUAUCCUCACCUUGGACAUGGUGAACGGUGGUAAAGCCUUUUGCACAACCCAUGGACGCUUAUGCAAGAUCACUCAUAGUUCAAAACCAGGCCGUACAAAAAUCAACGCUGCUGGACCAGUGUGCAUCUCAUUCUCGGCAAUGGGGAAGAGGGGAAGGGACUCCGACGCUGCAACAUGGAGUACCCACGUGGCCUAUUUUGAACAUGUUGCACCAGCUCAUGAGUGUUUGAUCGUGGAAAACGUUCCUGAAUACAGCGAGAUGUUGGUCCUCAAGUGUCUGAAGAAGAGUGGCUACUCCUGGCAGGCGAAGUCUCUGAGGAUCGACCCCAGGGUGCUAGGCCUUGGGUGUGCUAGAGCCCGUCUGUACAUGGUGAUCUUCAGAACAGAUAUCUUUCGAUGGGAGCCCAACUUCACACUAGAGCAGUUGGUGGAUUGCUUAGCAGGACAGGUUGCACUAUCAGCAGGAUCAUACUACUGGGCCAAGCUUCCACCGGAAAAGAACCGACAAGACUACCGGCGCACGACCAAGCUCCAGUUCAUGGAUCUAUCCCAAUAUCCGAAGAAUGGUCGUGGGAGGGGAGAAACAAAAGAUGGUGCUCUUCCCACAUUGACAACUACCACUGGAUCAUUGUGGUCAGAGGCCCACCAAAGAUGCCUCUCUUCCGAUGAGCUGCUGUCAAGCCAUGUCCUCCCAGUGACACGGGCACAGGCGACAAAAUGCCACAGCCCGAGGCUCAAAUUUGAUGGUUGCUCAAAUGCUUCCAAAGUCAAGAUGGCCGGAAACGGCAUGAGCGUACCAUGCAUGGGGGUGGCCAUGAUGGGAGCUGCAAUCGCUCUUGAGCGAAUUGAUGGUUCAUAG
This is a messenger RNA of Durusdinium trenchii, 935 nucleotides long. The record is from the annotation of a GenBank genome assembly. NCBI's taxonomy places the organism in Eukaryota, Dinophyceae, Suessiales, Symbiodiniaceae.